This is a messenger RNA of Strongylocentrotus purpuratus (purple sea urchin), 489 nucleotides long. Its product is annotated as alanine--tRNA ligase, cytoplasmic-like. Gene Ontology annotation, biological process: alanyl-tRNA aminoacylation; tRNA modification. Gene Ontology annotation, molecular function: nucleic acid binding; alanine-tRNA ligase activity; aminoacyl-tRNA deacylase activity. The transcript is spliced from 2 exons. Gene Ontology annotation, cellular component: mitochondrion; cytoplasm. The record is from RefSeq and is a predicted model, not a curated record. Lineage: Eukaryota; Metazoa; Echinodermata; Echinoidea; Camarodonta; Strongylocentrotidae. The coding region runs from base 13 to 294 and encodes 93 amino acids.
GAAUCUGAUGGUAUGCUGAAGGUUUUACCAAAGAAAUGCGUUGACACAGGCAUGGGUCUGGAAAGGAUUGCUUCAGUCAUUCAGGGCAGGUCAUCCAACUACGAUACUGAUCUCUUCAUGCCAAUCUUUGAUGCCAUCCACAAGGCGACUGGAGUGCGUCCAUACACAGGGAACGUUGGAGCAGAUGAUGUUGAUGGUGUAGACAUGGCUUACAGGGUAGUGGCCGAUCAUAUUCGCACAUUGACCAUAGCUCUCUUGGACGGAAGCUGGCCAGAUAAUGUUGGAAGAGGGUGAGUCCUUUUGAAUGGAUUUUCUAGCCCUCAUUUGAUCCUAUUACAGUCUAAUGGUUGGCAAUACCUUACAUGCCAUACAUUAAAAUGACCUAAAGUUUGGUUCUAUUUAACAACACAUGGGAUACAUAAUACAUAAGAUGGAAUUUAAAAAACCUUUUUAACACACAUAUUUAUGCCUUAAUAAUAAUAAUAAUAA